CUUUAUGGUUGUGUUAUUGCUCUUCGUCCGGAACUGACCAUGGCAGCCUUCAACAGGGUCGCACGGAAUGUGCUGCAGAAGAGCCCAAAUGAUGUUGUGUUGCUCUCAGCAGUCAGGACACCGAUCAAUCGAAGUUUCAAAGGAGGUUACAAAGAUGCGCACCCAGAAGAUAUUCUGAUUCCCGCCUUGAAGGCUGCGGUGCAGCGUGCUGGUAUCCAACCAGGGGACGUGAACGAUGCGAUGAUUGGAAAUGUUCUCGCAGAGCUCGGUUUUGCAAAGACUGGCCGUAUGGCCCUCAACCAUGCUGGAUUCCCGAAUUCGACAACCUUCCACACCGUGAACCGUCAAUGCUCAAGCAGUCUUCAGGCAAUCACCCAUAUUUCGCAUUCGAUCAUGGUCGGUCAGGUUGACGUUGGCCUCGCUGGAGGAGUGGAAAGCAUGUCCAGGAACUAUGGCUCACGAGGCAUCCCCACGGAUGUCUCACCAACACUGCUAGGUUCGCCAGUCAAAGAUGCAAGAGAUUGCUUGAUGCCCAUGGGUAUCACAUCGGAAAAUGUAGCAGAGAGAUAUGGGAUCGGUCGAAAAUCGCAGGACGAAUACGCGGUGCGGAGCCACGCUCGAGCCAGCCGAGCCCAAACUGAAGGCUAUUUUGAUUGGGAAAUCGUGAAAGUUACAGUUCCGCGCAUCGACGAAAAGACGGGCCAGCCAACAGGAUACGAGGUAGCCAAGGAUGAUGGAAUCAGGCAUGGAUUGACCUAUGAGAAGGUCUCCCAGCUUAAGCCAGUGUUCGGCGAGAACGGCAAGAGCACAGCUGGAAAUUCCUCUCAAAUAUCUGAUGGCGCGUCAGCCACGAUUCUAGCAAGACGGUCCUGGGCUGAAGAACGCGGUCUCAAACCUUUGGGCCGCUUUGUUGGAACACAAGUCAAAGGAUGCGCGCCAGAUGAGAUGGGCAUAGGGCCCAUCUACGCAAUACCUGCUUUAUACAAGUUUACUGGCAUCGAGCAGAAGGACGUCGACAUAUUCGAGUUGAACGAGGCCUUCGCAAGUCAGACCAUAGCAUGCAUCCGGGAGCUCGGCUUGGAUGAGGACAAGGUGAACCCCAACGGAGGUGCGAUUGCGCUGGGCCAUCCUACUGGAGCUACAGGUGCGCGGCAGACGGCAACACUCCUCGGUGAAUUGAGGAGGCAGGACAAGGAGAUUGGGAUCGUGAGCAUGUGUGCUAGCACAGGUCAGGGGGUAGCGUCCCUGUUCAUCCGAGAAUGAG
Westerdykella ornata is the source of this 1264-nucleotide messenger RNA. Its product is annotated as 3-ketoacyl-CoA thiolase A. The record is from RefSeq and is a predicted model, not a curated record. Gene Ontology annotation, biological process: phenylacetate catabolic process; fatty acid beta-oxidation. Gene Ontology annotation, cellular component: peroxisome. The coding region runs from base 40 to 1263 and encodes 407 amino acids. Gene Ontology annotation, molecular function: acetyl-CoA C-acyltransferase activity. Lineage: Eukaryota; Fungi; Ascomycota; Dothideomycetes; Pleosporales; Sporormiaceae. The transcript has 3 exons.